Cutaneotrichosporon oleaginosum is the source of this 591-nucleotide messenger RNA. RefSeq lists its product as uncharacterized. Gene Ontology annotation, biological process: quinate catabolic process. NCBI's taxonomy places the organism in Eukaryota, Fungi, Basidiomycota, Tremellomycetes, Trichosporonales, Trichosporonaceae. Gene Ontology annotation, molecular function: 3-dehydroquinate dehydratase activity. The record is from RefSeq and is a predicted model, not a curated record.
GCUGCAUCAGGCCCUCAUCUCCUGCUAUUGCUUCAUCCGACAAUACUACGAGGCCAUGACUCGCGACGGCAAACGCUCAGUGCUCGUCAUGAACGGGCCAAACAUUAAUCUCAUCGGCACUCGUGAGCCAGCAGUGUACGGCGCCGACACGCUUGAUGACGUGGUUGCUGCGGCUCGCAGACAGGCCGCUGAGUUUGGGGGACACAUCGAUUUCUUUCAAAGCAACUGGGAGGGCGCCCUAAUCGACCGAGCACAUCAAGCGCGCACAGAUGGGACAGACGCGAUUGUCAUCAACCCUGCGGCACUGACUCAUUACAGCAUUGCGCUGCGCGACGCGCUCCUCAGCGUGGCAAUCCCAUACAUCGAGGUGCACCUCACCAAUAUUCACGCACGUGAAGAGUUCCGCCACAAGUCAUAUCUAAGUGACAAGGCUGCGGGGAUCAUCGUGGGAUUUGGCGCCAAGGGCUACGGCAUGGCAGUUGACAGCGCGUUUAAGGACACAGCCAAAUUCCCCUCCCGCCCAGAGACGAUGUAGCCCGUCUCAGGAGCGUUGUAGAUUGAAAUGUAUACUCAUAGCUUGUACUCAACUGC